AUGACUUCGGUACACGUCCCGCCACAACAACAACAACAGCAGCAACAGCAACCAUCCAGGCCUACAUCCCCAUCAACCUCUAGAAAUGUCGGUGCCCUUGCUAGCUCAUCACCUAAAUCUUUAUCAUCAACAGCUUCUCUUUCACGACCCCCCAAUGCAUCAAAACCAACAACAGCAGCAAAUCCUCCCGUAGACCCGAUCCCACUACUGCGCACUUCACAGGCCCUGCUUGCGCUACUCGACUCAGAGUAUACUGCAGCCGCAUCGAUGUUCCCGGAAACUUUAGGGACAAGUAAUGGCAAGAAUCUAAGUGAAGACAACAACGAUGACGACGACGACGACAAUCUAGAUAGCGAGGAGAUACAACAUCGACGAGCAAAACAAGUGCUGCAGAAAUUGGAGGUUACCAAACUGUUAACCAACUUGGAGCUUGCCCGACCCGUGUUGGCACAUGCACGCGAAGUGGCAUUAAACCCUGGUUCUCCUGCUCUUGCACCGCUACCGACGACCUCUAACGAGUCCCAUUUACCACCUUCCGAAGGUGUUUCUUCUUCUGCUAAUGUUUCUUGGCAUGGUUCUUGUGUUUCGGCCAGCUCGCUGGACGGAUCCAUUGACAAUAGUGAUGUCCAAAGCAUAGCAAUCGAGCCCGCAGCACCAAUACCUUUACCACUAGCAACCCAAAAUCAAACCCAAAAUCAAAAUCAACAAAAACAUUCAAUACCCUGGCACAACUCUCUCCCAGCUUCCUUGCAACUGCCGCCACCCCCACAAUCCCCAGAUUCAGCUGCCUGGCUAACCGAUCUGGGCGCACGGACCAUGGAUCUGCGGCUAGUGGUGCGUGCUCGUGAAAUGGAAAUUGCUCAACGUGAGGCUGCACGUGAAGAGGCCAGGCGGGCAGCUGAGGAAGCUGCUGCUGCGGAAGCUGCACUUGCUUCUGCAGCAGCACAGGCAGCAGCAGCACAGGCAGCAGCAGCAAAGGAUACUACUGCUGUUAAAGGAUCACGACAUAAUGGUGACGGUGAUAACAUUGCAGACGCAUUGUUUCGCCGACGGAAACCUGUAGUUGCGAGUACUGAUGGUAAUGGUGGUAAUCAGAAUUCCAGCUUAGGUGGAACAUUGACAGACGAGGAUAAAGUACGGUUACAACAAAAUGUACAGGAAUCAUUGGCUGGAGAAGUUUUGUCACUUGUGGCCACUAUUAAGCAAAACGCUCUCAAGUUCUCGGAAGCCGUACACCAUGAUUCUGCAGUACUACAGGAUGCUAGCACAGCACUUGAGAAAAGUUCUGGUGCAAUGGGCGCCGUGGGUCAGCGAUUGACUGCAUACAGGAAAACCGGGGCUAUUGGGUGGUGGUUCUACAUUAUGGCAGUGGUUGCCAUGAUUGUGGCAGUAUCUGCAGGAAUGCUUAUUAUUCGAUUAUUCCCAAAAUGGUAA
Magnusiomyces paraingens is the source of this 1434-nucleotide messenger RNA. RefSeq lists its product as uncharacterized. Gene Ontology annotation, biological process: retrograde vesicle-mediated transport, Golgi to endoplasmic reticulum. Gene Ontology annotation, molecular function: SNAP receptor activity. Gene Ontology annotation, cellular component: SNARE complex; endoplasmic reticulum. Lineage: Eukaryota; Fungi; Ascomycota; Dipodascomycetes; Dipodascales; Dipodascaceae. The record is from RefSeq and is a predicted model, not a curated record. The coding region runs from base 1 to 1434 and encodes 477 amino acids. The transcript has a single exon.